GUAAAAUACACUUAGUCUAUUUAUAUAAGAAAGUUCGCUAAACCGCAUCAUUGAACGCUGCUUUAUAUGUUUUAAACCUCGUUUAAGUUAAGAUCAGGAAGUAUAUUUUUUAUAGUGUUAACAUUCUUGAAACAAAACGGGAUUAAUGUUGAAAUUUUGAAGGAGAAAAUGGCCAAUUCGUGGAGAAAUGCGACAUCGCCACUUACUUCAACGAUCGCAAAGGGUUCAGAAGAAGAUCCGGAAAGAAAUUUGAAAUCGCCACUUUCUUCAACGAUCGCAAUGGGCUCAGAAGAAGAUAUAAAGUUGUUUUGCCAGCCAUGUGACAGGUCCGGACCCAGAUUUCCCGCAUUUGGUUACUGUAUCAACUGCAAGGAAUAUCUUUGCCAGAACUGCUUCAGCGGCCACAAGAAGGUUGCACCGCAUACCAAGCAUAUCCUUUUGGAUAAAGAUGCAAUGCCCAUAUCACAGAUAUCUCAAACAGCUGCAAAUGUUGUUACUGGUGCUUCCGACGAGCUAACUACACCUUGCCCAGUACAUAACGAAAAUAUGUUAACCUUUUAUUGCUAUCACCAUAAAUCUUUUAUUUGCAGAAAGUGUAAGAAUUCGGACCAUACCAGUGCACAUUGUGAUGUUGCCUAUAUACCCGACUUAUCUGAGCAAACUCUGAAUGGGAAAGAAUUUAGCGAUACCGUAGAAAACUUGGAAGAUAUAAUAAACCAAAGUGAAAAGUUAAAACUAGAGUAUGAAAUAUUAGCGAAAGAAUCAAAUUCAUCUUUGGAGAAAGCAAUAUCUGCCAUGACGAAUUUCAGACGAGAACUCAACAAUAAGAUGGAUGAAUUAGAAACUACAUUUCUGAACGAAGCACAAAAAGUUUCACGUGAUAAUUUUACGGAGAUGAGGAAAGUUGAGACGGCGCUAAAUAAGGUGACCGAGUCUACAAAGUCAUUGCUGGGAUCUGUAAAAGUACUAAACAAAACAAAGAAUGGAAAGAAACUCUUUAUGAAGUUGAAAUCCGCUAGGAAGGAUAUGCAAACCAAUGCAAGUUUGUUAACAAAUCUAGCGAAAAGCAAGGACAAAACCAAAAAAGAAUACGCAUUUAAAGCAAAUGAAACGGUUGCAAUAAGUUUUAAUCAGGAGAAGGCGAUCGGUAAACUAGUUCAGAAAUCAGAGCUGUCUACAUGUCCGUCAGAGAUCUGCGUAAAGACACCAGAAGAUCGUAACAAUUGCUGGAUUACCGGAAUGACCCUUCUUUCCCCAGAUAAGCUUAUCUUGGCUGAUUCUUCGAACAAAUCAGUGAAGAUGGCCGAUGUGAACCGCAGAACGGUCACCGCUCAAAUAAAUGUUGAUGGAGCACCUUGUGAUGUAACAAAGGUUUCAAAUGACGAGCUCGCUGUCACUCUGCCAGACGAAGGACAGAUGAACUUUAUAUCUGUUAUCUCAAACAAACUCGUUUUGAAACAAUGUUUAAAGACAGAAGGAAAAUUCUGUGGUAUAAGCUACUGCUCUGGUAAAGGUUUUGCAGUGUGCUUUGACAACCCAGCAAAAGUAGGAAUACUGGAUAUAAAAGGAAAUCUGCGUUCAACAAUCAAAGCAAAUUCGAAAGGAAAAGAUAUAUUCUCGGGACCAGACUACGUAAAAACUAAUAGAGAUUAUAUUUUUGUCUCUGACCGGGGCAAGAAGGCAGUAAUUCGGCUGAAUUGGAACGGUGAAGUAACCGGAGAGUAUUCUAGUAAUAUGAGGUGCCCACAGGGACUUGCACUUUCGGUGGAUGGGGCGGUAUUUGUCUGUGAUCACAGCUCAAAUAGUGUGCGUGCAGUUUCUCCUGAUUUCAGUAGCGGGACAGUUUUGAUACCGGAUAUAAAACGUCCAUGUGCCGUCUGUCUUUGUGACAAGAGUGGUCAGCUGUUUAUCAGUAGACACACUCAAAACAAAUCAUACGACAACUGCGUGCAAAUCUCCAAAAUGACCUGACGAAAAUCAUUAUUGCACCAUAUUUAUCAGCGCUAAUGCGACGGUAGUUUUUUCCAUUUAGCCUGCUGGUGGCAAGUGAUUCUGCCUUUGCGACCAGUGCAGGCCAAGAUAAGCCUGCACAUCCGUGCAAGCUGAUCUUGGUCUGCACCGUUCACUGUUCAGUCAGUAAUUUAGUACUGCCCAUACGGAAUGACAGACCAGUCGGUUUUAGACAAUCAGCAGGGUACUAGUAAAGGUUAAACAGUUUUGAUUUCCAGUUAUGUCAGUUUGGAGGAAGCGUUGUACACAAAAUACAAAUGAUUAUUAAUCAGCUUCUAAAAUGUGCAUCGAAUAGGUUUUCGUAACAGAUUAUUACUCAAAUUAGAUAGCUUUUUUUAAAUUAAUGUAGCACCAGGUUUUAAUAUUCAUAAGGUUUUAGAAAUGGUUGACCACUCCAGUGUUGGGUAAGUUGACCCCUUUAUCCCAUAUUACAUGUAUAUUGUUGAAUAUCCUAUUGCAGUGCUGGCUGUAGAAUCAAAUCAUUGAAACGAUUCUUUUGUGGCAUAGAAACCAGCAUAAUUGGUUAAAUUUAGUCUGUUCUUGAGAGGUAUUAAUGAAAUGUAUAGCAUCCGCACGCCCCUAUCGCCAGCUUAAACCGAAUUUUAUUACACCAAAGUAUUUAACGGAUGCUGUAAUUCAUGAUGAGGCUACGCAUUUAUACAGUUACCCCAAAACAUUUUUGUUCAUCGACAGAAGUGUUUCAGUAUCGUAACAGAAAUAUAGGAUCCUUUUUCUAUGAAUUCUAAGUUUCAUAGCCCGGCACGUAGUGGGAACUUAAGUACGUUACAUGUGCCGGUAAUUAAAUAUAACUGCUUAAAGUUGAAACCGAAACUGUAUAUGUAUAUCUAAAACUACUUUGAAAGAGAGAUACUGAUGUAGAUAAUAAAAAGCUUCAAAAUUUU
This is a messenger RNA of Mercenaria mercenaria, 2912 nucleotides long. RefSeq lists its product as uncharacterized. The transcript is spliced from 2 exons. The coding region runs from base 169 to 1971 and encodes 600 amino acids. Gene Ontology annotation, molecular function: zinc ion binding. NCBI's taxonomy places the organism in Eukaryota, Metazoa, Mollusca, Bivalvia, Venerida, Veneridae. The record is from RefSeq and is a predicted model, not a curated record.